UUCAACUCUGUACGUAAGAAAAAUCACACAAAGUGCCAAUGAAUGUAAUGAAUGCAAUGAAAACUCACGUGCCUGUGCGAAAUAAAAUUGAAUGGAAAAUUUACCAUUGGAAAUCCGCGCUAGAAUCUAAUCAUCGAUCUUAUACAUCGGGCUCGAAUUCAAACACAAUAACCAAUAACUUCACAUAAAAAAAUAAUUAAAUUAACUAAAUAAAUAUAAAAAAAAAUUGUUUAAAAAAAAUAUUUACCGAAACAAUUACACCAAUCGUACGAUAUAUAAUAUUCGUAAUUGCUGAGAAACAUCUAAGUUGUUUAUUGACCGACCUAUUUAACAAUUACAAACGAACUAUUUCAAUCGCGGAAAAAAAACCACACAAACAAUUAUACGCCUUUCGAUUUUCGUCUCAUGGUGUGUCAAGGAUCCGAUCAAGAAAAGCAUAAAAUUGUGUUUUACCCUUUCAAUUGGUCCAGUUGAAAUAACAACGGAUUUGGUUGUUUUUAAUGCUGUAAACAUUUUUGAAUUGAUUGUGCUAACUGACGACCACAAAUGUCCAAUAAGGUGAAAUUUUUUUGUGAAGUAAAAAUCGUUGCGAAAAAUGUCGUGGUCUGUUGGAACUGUUUAUUCAAAGCCGUGGUUUUGGAAGAAGGGUAAUCGCGUAUCAACAGUUAGUGAUUUAUUGACAAUUAAAAUUGGUGGUGAUCCAAAUGAUAAAAAAGUGAAAAAAGAAAACAAUCGAAUUAAGUCAACGAAGUAUACAUUAAUCACAUUCCUACCACAAAAUUUGUUGGAACAAUUUCGACGAAUAGCAAAUUUUUAUUUUUUGAUUAUGACCGUUAUAUCGCUGGUAAUUGAUAGUCCAGUAUCACCGCUUACCUCGCUAAUGCCGCUAGUAUUCGUAAUAUCCGUUACCGCAGCGAAACAAGGAUAUGAAGAUUUUUUAAGACAUCGAGCAGACAAUAUGGUAAAUUAUUCCUAUGUGACUGUUAUUCGUAAUGGAGCUGAAGUAGACGUAAAAUGUCAAGAAAUAGUGCAAGGCGAUAUAGUAAUGGCUGUUAAGGAUUGUGAUGUACCAUGUGAUUUAGUUUUAAUAAAAUCCAGUGAUCCGAAUUUAAAGUGUCAUAUCACUACUGCCAAUUUGGACGGUGAAACCAAUUUAAAGACUUUAAUGGUUCCUAAAGGACUGCCAAAUGUUGCCAUAGACAAAUUACAUACAUUGGGCACCAUCGAGUGUGAACAACCACGAACUGAUUUAUACACAUUCACUGGACGCAUUGAAUUGGGUCCGAUUCAUCGUAAGGAACGGGACAGUAUUUUAACUGAAUUUCAGGAGGGACGUCAUACUCUGCCACUGAUGGCUGAAAAUCUUCUAUUACGAGGAUCGAGAAUCAAAAAUACAGAAUGGGCGAUCGGCUGUGCUGUAUAUACUGGUCAAAACACAAAAUUAUCGCUGAACAGCCGACUGACCAGAAAGAAGAUAUGUUCGAGCGAAAAAUAUGUGAACAAAUUCUUAGUGUUUUUCCUUUUAAUAUUAAUUGCAAUUGUGACCACAUCAUACUUCCUGAAAAGAUACUUCGACAUAUACCAUUCAGAGCACAAUGUCUACUUAGGCGAAAUAAAUCCGGAUGCUAAUCCAGUCACGCAAAUCCUCCAAGAUUAUUUUUCCUUUCUGAUCUUGUUCAAUUAUCUGAUACCUAUAUCACUGUACGUUACAAUUGAAUUGCACAAGUUCAUUGGAUCACUGUUCAUGGAGUGGGAUAUUGAUUUGUAUGAUGCCGAAACGAAUCAACCAUGCAUUGUAAAUACGUCUGAUUUGAAUGAGGAACUCGGUCAGAUUAACAUCUUAUUUUCGGACAAAACGGGAACUUUAACCAAAAAUGAAAUGAUUUUUCAAGAAUGUUCGAUAAACGGCAAAAAGUACAGUUUCCUUGGUUCGGGUAUUAGACAGGAGGGACGACCAAACAUUGUCAAGAUUCAUGAAUUCAAGGAAGAUGUUUUUGAUUUCUUCCAAACAUUGUCUGCAUGUCAUACCGUUCAAGUGGCAACGGUUGCCGAAGCGGAAGUAGAACCAUCUGCAACCCAAAAUGGAAAUGGUAGUGUAAACGGAAGCAUAAAUGGAAAUUUAAAUGGAAAUGGGGUAGAACUUCGUUCGGUGAAUUCGUUCACAAACAUAACGGAAGAGAGUGAAGUGAACAACACACAGGAGUCGGAUUUUGACGAAACUGAUUUUGUAAAGCAACAAUCUCACGAAACCAUCCAAAACGUUCCAUACGUCGGACCCAUUGGCGACAUAUCACCUCUGCUAAACGAAAGGAAAGUGAACAUUCUGGACGCUAAUGACAACAACAAUAUCAAGCCACCAUUAGACAAUAUGAUCGCAAAGCGAUUGGACAAUAAAGUGCAUCCGAGACGGCCAGUCAGUUUAUUCGAAACUGAAACGCAAAGUCCACCACCUGUUAUAAAGUUAGCCCGGCCACUAUCGAUUGAGUUUACAAGAACGAUUUCACACAUCGAAAUGGAACCGAGAGGACCUCAUAUGACACACAGACGAACGCAAUCAUAUGGUGCAUCGACUAAUCACAAUAGGCAACAAGGCACGACAUUAGCCUCGAAUCUUAGACCACAAUCAAGAGCAGCGGUUUUGUUACGUCAUUCGGGAACGAUAACAAGUAUGAGAGAGUACUAUGCCGCACCAUCAUUCAUCGAAGCGUCGCUAAUCGAAAGAAAAGAGUCAGUUCGGCGAAGGCAAGAGAUCAACAAUGCGAUUCAAGAGUUGGACUAUCAAGCAUCCAGCCCUGAUGAAAAAGCGCUGGUUGAGGCUUGUGCUAAGAUUGGUUUCUUGUACACCGGUGAAGUGAACGAUAUUCUGACUGUGAAAAUAAAACCAUACCAAAGCGCUUACAUUAGGAAACCUACUGUUGACAACGAUCUACAUUUUGAGAGAUUGCACACGUUAGAGUUUACGUCCGAUCGCAAACGGAUGAGCACACUAGUAAAGGAUCGUAAGGGGCAGAUCUGGUUAUUAACGAAAGGAGCAGAAAGUCAUGUUCUACCCUUGUGCCAACAAUCGCCCGGAACAUUAAUAGCUGAAACGCAAGGGCAUAUCAAUGACUUUGCGAAGGUCGGUUUGCGUACGCUGGCUGUUGCCAGAAAGAAAAUGACCUUAGAGGAAUAUGCUACCUUUGAUAAUGAAAUCACAGCGGCCGGGAAUUCGCUAACUGACCGAAGCGUUCGGAUAGCUGAAGUACAAGCAAAGCUAGAAAACAAUUUGGAAUUACUUGGAGCAACCGCUGUGGAAGAUGCACUUCAAGACAAUGUCAAAGAUACGUUGGAAUCAUUACGACAUGCUGGUAUUAAAGUCUGGGUUCUGACCGGUGACAAAGUCGAAACAGCUUUAAAUAUUGCUCUGUCUUGCGGACACAUACCAGAAAAUGCGAACAAAUAUUUUAUUACCGAAUGCACCGCCGACAAUCAACUGUUGGAACACUUUGAUGUUCUGGAAAAUGAAAUGCAACAAGACCCGCAGGCUCUAUUCUCUCUAUUGAUAGAUGGUUCUAGUCUGAGCAUUGCACUGACCAGCUAUCCGAAACGGUUCCGUGAUUUAGCAAUUAAAUGUAGAGCUGUAUUGUGUUGUCGAUUGAGUCCGUUACAAAAGUGCGAAGUUGUUCGGCUGAUGAAAACAGUGAAAGAGAAACCAAUUACAGCGGCUAUUGGAGAUGGGGCCAACGAUGUGUCAAUGAUACAGGAAGCUCAUGUUGGACUUGGUAUUGUAGGACGUGAGGGCCGACAAGCCGCAAGGUGUGCAGAUUAUGCGUUUGCGAAUUUUUGCAUGCUAAAAAAGGUGUUGUUGGUACAUGGAUAUUACUAUUCACAAAGACUGGCACUUCUAGUUUUGUAUUUCUUUUACAAAAAUUUAGUUUUUAUGUUAAUUCAGCUCUACUUUCAAACCAACAGCAUGUUUUCGUCCGAAACCAUUUACGAUUCCGUGUUCCUAACGUUGUACAAUGUGGCAUACACAUCGCUUCCCGUAUUAGUCAUUUCACUAUCGGAGAAAAUUUACCCAGAGGAGAGGCUAAUGAACAAUCCUCCGUUGUACAAAGAAAAUACUGGCAACAAACGUUUAACAUGGAAAUAUUUUGUCGGUUGGAUGCUUCUUGGCUGCUAUCAUUCCGUGGUUAUUUAUAUGUCCGGCUAUGCAAUGUGGAUCAACAACUGUGCAAUUUUAUCGACUGAACGAACCGCUGACUUUCAAAGUUUCGGUACAUUUAUGAUACACAAUGUGGUGGUCCUGGUCAAUUUAAAACUGUGGUUGGAAGCGAAAUAUCAGACCAUUUGGUUCGUUUUAUCCUGUCUCGGAUCGAUUCUAUUUUUCGUUGCUUCGACGGUUAUUUACAAUUUGUUCAUUUUUCGGUGGGAUGAUGAAAGCUCAUUUUACUCCGAAUUAGAAAGAAAUUUCGAUGGUGAUUUGCUAUGGGUGUACAACAAUCUACUGACAUCACUAACAUUUUGGCUGCUAUUUAUUAUGAUCCAAGUGGCAUCCCUAUUACCAGACUUCGCAAUAAUGGCAUUCAGUGCAUUUAAUAUCAAAAUUGGUCCAAUCUUUCCCGGCGAAGAUUUUCGCUUGCGAACACUGUACAAAAAGCGUAAAAUCGAGUCCACAUAUUUAUAGUGCAGUUCGGAUGCAUUAUUUGGUACAAAGAACGUUUGAGUAUUGUGGCAUGAAUAGAAAACAUGACAAACGGGCAAUACGGAUUUUUUAAUUUGUUGUCACUUUAGGAUUUGAGUUUUAUAUAGUAAUUUAAAGAUCAAAUUGUGAAAACCGCAGUGUUGCAUGUAAAUUAAAUUAUGAAUUUAAGUUUUGUAUUAUUUACUAAAUGUUAUUUAUUAAGG
Molecule: messenger RNA, 4887 nt
Organism: Bradysia coprophila
Lineage: Eukaryota; Metazoa; Arthropoda; Insecta; Diptera; Sciaridae
Product: phospholipid-transporting ATPase IF
Biological process (GO): phospholipid translocation
Cellular component (GO): endoplasmic reticulum; plasma membrane
Molecular function (GO): ATPase-coupled intramembrane lipid carrier activity; magnesium ion binding; ATP hydrolysis activity
Source: RefSeq, a predicted model, not a curated record